Messenger RNA from Poecilia reticulata (guppy), 774 nucleotides. Lineage: Eukaryota; Metazoa; Chordata; Actinopteri; Cyprinodontiformes; Poeciliidae. The record is from RefSeq and is a predicted model, not a curated record.
AUGCAGAAAAAAAUCAGAGAAUAUUCAGAAGAGACAGAUAGCAUUCCACUAAACAUUGCCGUUACAGGAGAACCUGGCACUGGCAAAUCAACAUUUGUCAAUGCUUUUAGAGGGAUAAAUAACAAUGGUGAGGGAGCUGCACCUACUGGUUGUGAAAACACGACCACAAAUCCUACGUCAUAUCGUCAUCCAGACUACAAUAAAGUCAUCAUUUGGGAUCUUCCUGGUAUUGGUUCGACCAUGUGGCCAGCAGAUAAAUAUUUGGAGCGUAUUGAACUAGAGAAGUUUGACUUCUUUAUCAUCCUCUCAGCUGAUCGGUUCAGAGAAAAUGACGUGAAACUGGUCAAAGAGAUCCAAAAGAUGGGGAAGAAGUUCUACUUUGUUCGUUCAAAGGUCAGCUAUAAUUUAAGGGAUGAAGAACGAAGUCAGAUGGAUUUUACAGAAGAAAAGGUUCUGGAAACAAUCAAUGAGGACUGCAUGAAAGGGCUCAAAGAGCAGGGAAUUGAGUCUCCUCAAGUUUUCCUUCUGCGUUUCCCUGAUGUCAGUCUGCAGGGUCUGAAGGAAUUAAAGACCACAUUCGAGGAAGAACUUCCUGACCUCAAGAGGCAUGCUCUGUGUUUGGACAUGGAUAACCUUUACCUGCAGGUCUUAAACAAUAAGAAAGAAAACUUUCGGGCCAAAAUAAAAUAUUAUUCUCUUAUCUCUGCAACUGGAGCCAUCUUUCCAGUUCCACUGCUUUCUGCUGGUGUUGAUCUGAGCUCGAUAUAUGCAUAG